Daphnia carinata is the source of this 1047-nucleotide messenger RNA. RefSeq lists its product as uncharacterized. The transcript has 2 exons. The coding region runs from base 74 to 994 and encodes 306 amino acids. The record is from RefSeq and is a predicted model, not a curated record. Lineage: Eukaryota; Metazoa; Arthropoda; Branchiopoda; Diplostraca; Daphniidae.
AUCCGCUAACGUGUAGUAACCACCUGCAAAAAAUAUCACCUGCCUGUUAAAUUCGUUAACUUUCAUUUUCACCAUGCUCUGGCUAACUAAAGUGAGAAACAACACGACAUUGUUCGUUUGUUUAUUUUUGAUUCAACUGUCCGUUUCCUCUGCCGGUCCAACUCGUUCGUCCAACUCGGUUGCGGACAAGUUGCGCACCCUAGCCAAUAUCCGGCGAAGCACACGCAACGACCCGUACGCCUUACAGGCGUAUUACCGACCGAAUGAUGCAAAUGAAUUGAAUCAUGAGGCUGACACAAACGAGCUAUUCAUUGCAACAACUGAACAACUCCUGCCAGUGGAGCCAGAAAUGAACACAGAGUCCACCGGAAUUCACGAUCCCGCCCAUACUUUCGUUUUUUCGGAAGGGCUGCACGUUCCACAUUCAGCUACGACUGAACAUCCGGCUUUUGCAGAUUUUCAGGAAAGCUUUCACAGCAUUUCAAACGACAGGGAGUCUGCUCCGGAGGAUCUUUCAGUGUCUCUUUCAUUUCCCCUUUUACCAACGGCUCCUUCAGAUUCGGUUCAUUUGCCUCUUACGUAUCCGUCUGUCAACGCCACAACGUUUCCAUUGGCUACUUACAUUGGCAUUGGCUCUUUGCCGUUGAUGCCAAAUGAAGCCAUCCCCUUCGUGACGUCAGAAUCGCCAGACAAUGCCGUCGUUCCAGAUAAUUUAGCAGUAGCUUCACCUGAACAAGUCAAUAACGGUGAUGUUGUUCCGCUGGAUUGGAUCCAAAAGGAGAGCACGACGCCUGCCUCCUACACCGGCUCACCAUUCUCCAUCAAUCAUCCUACCGAUGAUUCUUACAUUGUUUCCACUAUCCCUACUAAAUUUGGUAGCUCUUCCGGUCGUCCGUUCGGAUCUUCUCCACAGCCGCGUGAACUGGGUUUCCCUCCCGUGAGUAAUACUCACGAAAAUUUUGAUGUUCAAGUCAAUUGGGCCGAAUUCAGGUAAUUUGGCACACACGCAUUUGUCAUCAUGUGUUUUGUAACAUAGUCUACAGUCAA